This is a messenger RNA of Ogataea philodendri, 351 nucleotides long. RefSeq lists its product as uncharacterized. Bases 1 to 351 code for a protein of 116 amino acids. The transcript has a single exon. The record is from RefSeq and is a predicted model, not a curated record. Lineage: Eukaryota; Fungi; Ascomycota; Pichiomycetes; Pichiales; Pichiaceae.
AUGUUAAGUCCAAUGGAGAAAGUCUCUGUAGCAAACAACACCUUCAAGAAGCCUUCUUGGAAGAGAAUCUCGAUAAUCUCUUUCAAAAUUGGAAGCAAUCCAGAGUGGUGGAUUCCAAUACCACGACGCAGAAGCGGCAAAAUGUGUUUGAUCUGCGGAAGCUCUUUAUCGUCGUCGGACAGAAUGCUGAUAGCGUUAUUGAAAAUCUUGGUAAGCAUCUCGCGCUCUUCGUCAGUAUUGAAAUCCAGCUUGGACAUCUUCAUAGCCAAGUUUUCACAAUCACGCUUACUGAACGAGAAAACAAUCACAGGGUUGUACUUUUUGAUCCAAAUCAUCUUGACGAUCUUGUAA